GUUACAUCAUCUUCUUGGCUAUUGUCAUGGCCCCGUCUAGAUCCGCGCUCUUUUGUCUGCAGCUCCAGGCAACGCUUGGAUGCCUGGUCAAUCCCAUACUUUUCCAGACUAGUCUGUCGAUCAAGUCGUUUAGAUCCUUGUCACUUCGCAGAAUGAUUCAUUCUCCCUCGUAUGAUUAAAAAUCAACCGUGGGGGACGUCUACUCCGCAUGCAUCUACAGUAGCCUCUAUAAAACUCAUGUCGUGCUCUGAUGGUCGGCCGUUUUGCAGGUCCCAUCACACUAUUUGAAGAUCAUCAGGCCUAAUCACCAUGUUUGCACCGUAUGGAAAGCUUCCACCAGCUGCGAGUAUCUCGCCAGCUCCAUUUACUGUGUCCAUUCCCCAGCAGCAACUUGAAGAGUUGUCUACCCUCGUCAGGCUUUCCAAGACCGCCCCACCGACCUACGAGAAUUCCCAGCCGGAUGGCCGAUUUGGCGUCACGUCCGAGUGGUUGACAACCAUGAGACAAAAGUGGCUGCUCGACUUCGACUGGAGAGCAUUGGAGGCUCGCACCAACAGCUUUCCUCAAUUUACCACGGAAAUCGAAGACAUCAAGCUGCACUUUCUCGCCCUGUUCUCCGAGAAGCCGGAUGCGGUGCCCGUGGUUCUACUUCAUGGAUGGCCUGGGAGCUUCCUCGAGUUUCUUCCGAUGCUGGACCUGUUCCGGGACCAGUACACUCCCCGCACUCUGCCCUACCACUUCAUUGUCCCCUCGCUUCCGGGAUACGCUUUCUCCUCUGGCCCUCCACUUGACAGAAACUACACCAACGAGGAUGUAGCUCGUGUUGUGGAUCGAUUGAUGAAAGGCCUGGGGUUCGAAAGUGGCUAUGUUGCGCAGGGUGGCGAUAUCGGAAGCAUGAUAUCGCGGGUGCUCGCAGUGGACUAUGAUAGCUGCAAGGCUGCUCAUCUGAAUUUCAUGAUGAUACCAGCUGCUCCCCCGGGAAUCUCUGACGCAAACCUCAGUGACAAUGAGAAGCAAGCAUUGAGACGCAGGGAGGAGUUUUUGAACUUCGGCAAGGCAUAUGCAGACGAGCACGCCACAAGGCCAAGCACUAUAGGCCAUGUCCUAUCUAGUAGUCCUUUGGCAUUGCUCGCAUGGUGUGGCGAGAAAUUCCUCCAAUGGGUCGACGAGCCACUUCCGUCUCAGACUAUCCUGGAAUUUGUAUCGUUGUACUGGCUUACGGAAACGUAUCCGCGAUCGAUCUACUCCUAUCGCGAGAACAUCGACGCAUUCUUCGACCCAGAAGCUUAUCGCCAACGCUGGUUUAUCCGCAAGCCACUCGGUUUCUCAUCGUUUCCCAUGGAGCUUACGCCAACACCGAAGCCCUGGUUGGAGGCUACCGGUAAUGUGGUGUAUUUCAAGGAUCAUAGAAAGGGUGGGCACUUUGCCGCACUAGAGAAGCCCAACGUUCUGAAAGAGGACUUGACUGAAUUCAUUGCACAGGUAUGGGCGAAAUGAUUCAGAUCGCCCAGGCGUGAGAUCAGGCUAGGAUUUUAUACUGGACGUAGCAGGUAGAAUUAACGCAGAUGGCUUGAUGAUUUCUAUUUGGGCGUUCAAUCGAGUAGACCAUGCAAUAUGCAGCUCUUGAUGUUCAUUUUAGGAAGACAAGCAAACCAAGACACAAAGAAAUGAAGAGUGCAACUUUCUGCUCCACGAGGGAAUACUUCAGUUGGCAGUUUGUCG
Molecule: messenger RNA, 1722 nt
Organism: Aspergillus steynii IBT 23096
Lineage: Eukaryota; Fungi; Ascomycota; Eurotiomycetes; Eurotiales; Aspergillaceae
Product: epoxide hydrolase family protein
Exons: 8
Coding region: 310-1497 (395 amino acids)
Biological process (GO): epoxide metabolic process
Molecular function (GO): epoxide hydrolase activity
Source: RefSeq, a predicted model, not a curated record